UCGUCCGACCAUGUCUUGAUAUCCGACGACGUGUUUGCUUACGGCCGCUCAAGCAAGGCGGUGGCGCCAUCGCACUCACAGCCGCCACGAUGAUUGUUGUCGAGAACGGAACGUUCCUCGCCGAUGUCAGUGGUACGGACGGCGGUGCGAUUUAUGCCGACUCCAAUUCGGCCGUCGCCAUCUCCGACUCGCAGUUUGCAUCGUGUGUCGCCUACCGUCACGGCGGCAGCAUCUACGUCACAUCGAGCACCGUUGUCAUUGAUAACGUCACCAUGACCAACAGCACGGCAUUCCAGUACGGUGGCGGGCUCGUGCUGCAGUCGCAGAGCACAACGAUUCAUUUGACCAAUGUCAAUAUCACCGCCUCGUCGGCGACGAAAGGCGGUGCUAUCUACCUCAUCGACUGCACCUUCCAGGCCGGCGACAUUGUCAACGUCUUGAUUGCCAACACGACGGCGAGUACGAUGGGCGGCGCCAUGUACCUCGUGCUCGUUACCAUGACUGUUGACUACCUACACACGGAGGCCACGACGUCCAGUAGCGGUGGCAUGAUGGCGCUCGAAGAUUCCAUCGUCGUCGUAACCAACGCCAACGUCACGAAUGCUGUCGCAGCCAAGAACGGGGGCGCUUUCUACUGCAUCAUCUCGAGCCUCGUGCUUCAGGCGUCGACGGUCAGUCACCACACGGCGGGUGCCAAUGGUGGCGCGAUCUACGGCUUUUCAAGCAUAUUGACACUACAAGACUCGCACCUCGUCCGAAACACGGCGGCCGGCGGUGGCGCCGUCGCGGUCGCCUCGUCGACCGUCAGCACGCUCCGCGUGCAUCUCGCCUACAAUCGUGCCAUCACAGGCGGCGCCUUCAGUGCCGACCUCUCGGACAUCACGCUGGAUACGUCCGUGCUGCAUGGCAACACCGCAUCGGGUCUCGGAGGCGCACUUGUCAUCUCGUUCAAUUCGCUCACGGUGUUGUACUCGGUGCUGCGUGGAAAUGUGGCGGCCAUCGGCGGGGCCAUUGCCAUCUCGGAUCUUGCAACCUUCACGCUGCACUCGAGCGUCUUUCAAAACAACUCGGUUUUUCUCACGCCCGGUGGCGUUGCUCAAGGCGGCGCGAUCAGCAUCGCAACGAUCUCGAACGCGUCGUUUAUGACCAACUGCACCUUUCUCGAGAACCGUGCCGGAGGCGCCACCGGUGGCGCGGUCUAUGCUUCCAUGGGCACUACGUCGACACCGCCGAGCAUCCACAUCACUGCGUCCGUCUUUGUCAAUAGCAGCAGCGGCUACGGCGGUGCCCUCUACCUCGAAAACGCACCCUGCGUCUUCUCCAACUCGCGUUGGAGCAACAACGAUGCAAGAACCGGUGGCGGCGGUGGCAUCUACUGGACCGGUGUCGAGCCACUGGGGUUGACCACCCAGACGUUUGCCAACAACAGUGCUGUGUAUGGCCCUGACGUGGCGUCAUUACCGUACGCUCUGCAGCCUCGGUACACGCCCCCAGCGUCGAAUGGCAUCGUGUACGGGGAAGCGAGUGGGCAAAAUUUUGCCGGAGCGUUUGUUGUGCAUGUUGUUGAUCAGUAUCUGCAGACGGUUGCGACGGACAGCAAGACACAAGUCACGCUCGUGAGUCUGACCACCUCGGCGUUUAUUGUCGGAGCGGGCAAGGCCAUGGCGGUGCGCGGCAUUUGCAAUUUCUCCACCUCGGGGGUCCAGUUUACACCAGGCCUCAACGUGACAUUGGCGGUCACUGGUGGCGAUCUUGUGCCGCUACACACCGUUGCUGUGCAUCUUCGGGGGUGCGUUCGCGGUGAAGUGCUUCCACACGGCGUUGCGCAGUGCGUCAAAUGUCCCAUGGGGCAGUUUAGCUGGAACGCCAGCGAAAGCGUCUGCCACGCGUGUCCAGUCGGUGCGCUCUGCGGCGGCGGGGACAGCAUUCAGGCCACGGAUGGCUACUGGCGGUUUCCCAAUUCGACUGGCGUCUGCACAUCAGGUCGCUACGACGGGUGUCGGCUCAAUGAGUGCCUGGCGUCUGCGUGCAACGGGCUUCUCCUUGGCAACGACUUGGCGUCGGUCGUUGUGGACACGGGCGUCAACGGUACCAUGGGUCUCCUCCUCCCUUCCAAUAGCUCGGGCUACGGUCCCAACGAUACGCUGUACGUCCAAGGCGCCACAUACACGGUGGUGGCGUCAUCCAGUGUGUCUUCGUCGUCAAGUGAGCUCCAGCUACUCGUUACGGGGAGUACACCACUGCCCAAUACAGGUGCCGUGGCCAUCUACAAGGUGCAGCCAGAGACGUGCAAGCGGGGCUUUACCGGCCAUCUCUGUUUUCAAUGUGCCCACGGCUACACGCGCAGUGGCAAGACCGAGUGCGUCGAGUGCCCGAGCGACUAUACUCUGACGGUCUUGGUGCUGAUUGGUGGCAUCGUUGCGUGCAUCGUCUACGCCGUCGUGCUUAUUCAAAUGACCAUCAACAAGUCGCGCACCAAGGCCGACUUGUUCUCGAUCAUCACCAAGAUCUUUACCUCCUACAUGCAGCUCGUAAGCCUGGCCGGGUCGUUUGACUUGCAGUGGCCCGCGGUCGUUUCGUCCAUGUUCAACACGCAGAGCGCCAUGUCCAACCCUGCCGACAAGCUCAUCUCGAUCAACUGCCUCAUGAACCACUACAAGACGCCGUCGUCGGCUUCGUCGUCCGCAGGCCUCUCGUCGUACCACGAACAGCUCAUCUUGUACCUUUGCUUGCCGCUGCUCUGUGUCGUCAUUCCGAUUGUGUACUGGAAGCUCAAGUUUCGCUUUACUCGGCAGCGCAUCCAGCGGAAAGCGUGGCCACCGCUACUGCAAGCGACGCUCGGUCGCGGUACGGGGGCCGACGUACUCGUUCUCGACGCUGAAAUUGAAGAUAUUUUGCGCGCCGUCGGCGAAGACCCGACCGACAUUGUCCUUUUGGGCACACGCUCAAUAGGAAAGCUCGUUGACGGACCACAACCGCUCAGUACCGUCAAGGCCGCGUAUCUCGACGCCGUGCGCAGCGAGAUCCACGACAAGUCGGUGCUCUCGAUCAUCGUGCUCAUGUUCCUCAUCCACCCGGGCGUCACGAAGCAGAUCUUCCAGCUCUUUUCCUGCUCUGAGCUCGGCAUGGACGAGCAUGGCGUCGCCAUGGCGUUUCUGGACGCCGACCUCGACAUCCCGUGCUACGAUGCAAGCCACUUCAAGUGGAUGCUAGGCGUCGGUCUACCAAGCGUUUUGUGCAUUACGUUUGGCAUCCCCGGCUUUGCCUAUGGCGUCCUUCGUGCACGUCGGGCGACGCUGGACGACCCGCGCACGCAACUGCAAUUUGGAUUUCUCUACGAUGGGUACAAGCUGGCGCACUACUACUGGGAAAUCUGGAUCAUGAUGCGCAAGGUGCUUGUGAGCAUGGUCUCGGUCUUUCUCAAGUCGUGGGGCACGGGGCCGCAGUCGCUCGGCGCGACGGGCCUGAUUUUCGUGGCGUUGUACAUCCACAUGGAGGCGACGCCGUACGAGCUCGAUGUGGUCAACAACCUCGAACAAACGUCGCUGCUCACGUGUCUCUUCACCAUGUACUUUGGCCUCUACCUCUUCCAGCCCCAGCUUACGGGUGGCACACGGGUCGCCAUCGGGACUGCCAUUGUCGUUGCCAACAGCGUCUUUAUGGUCAAAUUUGCACGACUCAUGCUCCUCGAGCUCAAGAAGAAGGCACUCGACGGCCUCGCCAAAGUCGCUCAAAACAAACGUGUGAGUGUCGUGCUGCAAAAGUUUCGCCGGACUUCGUCGGUCGACGCCAACGCGGUCGUGACACCCUCCGAUGUGCAUUUACAAGACGGCAGCAAGAACAGCGAUAAUGAUGACGACGACGAGGAUAUAAGCCGCGACGAGAGGGACCGUGUGGAAGCACGUAAUGCUACAUAGAAUCGGAAACGCUUAUGUCGAAUUAACCUUCGAGUGCCUCUUCCUUGUCCAA
This is a messenger RNA of Saprolegnia parasitica CBS 223.65, 3969 nucleotides long. RefSeq lists its product as hypothetical. The coding region runs from base 90 to 3917 and encodes 1275 amino acids. The record is from RefSeq and is a predicted model, not a curated record. The transcript has 8 exons. Lineage: Eukaryota; Oomycota; Saprolegniomycetes; Saprolegniales; Saprolegniaceae.